Molecule: messenger RNA, 1163 nt
Organism: Diabrotica virgifera virgifera (western corn rootworm)
Lineage: Eukaryota; Metazoa; Arthropoda; Insecta; Coleoptera; Chrysomelidae
Product: ribonuclease P protein subunit p40-like
Exons: 5
Coding region: 80-1144 (354 amino acids)
Biological process (GO): tRNA 3'-end processing; tRNA 5'-leader removal; endonucleolytic cleavage in ITS1 to separate SSU-rRNA from 5.8S rRNA and LSU-rRNA from tricistronic rRNA transcript (SSU-rRNA, 5.8S rRNA, LSU-rRNA)
Cellular component (GO): multimeric ribonuclease P complex; ribonuclease MRP complex
Molecular function (GO): ribonuclease P activity; ribonuclease MRP activity
Source: RefSeq, a predicted model, not a curated record
UCGAACAUCCCUACAACAUAAUAAUAUAGGUUAUGUGUACGACAAGGAAAUGUUCAAAAUUUAAAUUAAUUGGAGAAAUAUGGAAAGUCCAGAGGUUUUUAAUUUCAGUGCGCCAGGUUAUUCAUUUACCAUAGAUAAAUUUAAAGGAAAGUUACCCAUAAAUCAUUCUACUUUAAAUAAUUUGCAUUAUAAUUAUAUGGUUUCUAUUAUAGCAUCAAAUUCAACUGUAUUAGAUCAAGUUCUUGACAGUUCCAGAGACAAGUCCAUAUUCUAUAAAGUAUAUGAUUUUAGUUUAGUAGAUUUAGUGAAUGUCGAAUUUUUGUCCAGCUUUACACAAAAUGGAAGACUCACCUUGCUCAGCAUCAAUACUAGAAUAGACUGUGAUAAUUGCGUAGGAAUCACACCAAACAAUAAGCUUCACUUAAAUUUGAACAAGGAGAGCUACCAAUGCCUGGGAGUAGAUGGAAGUUCUUCGCACUUUACUAAAAAACUGGAAAACAGAUAUACUGCCACUGUAGAUCUUAGUGAUGGGAAAUUAUUAACCAACAAGAAGAAGUUUGAAAGACUUAGGUCAUGUCUGCAAGUUUUAGAAAAGUUUACAGUGUUGGUAUCCUGGGAACCACCAGAUGAAGAAAUAUGUCCAUCUUCGAUUGCUAAAUUCUUUGUGGAUCUUGGUUACAGGGUGAAAGAAUAUAGAGCCACGAAUUAUUUCCACAAAAUCAAUACGAAAGUUUUCAGUCCAAAUCUUGAGAGUGAUGAUGAAUUUGAUACUUUGGAGUUUGUGGAGUGGUUGGGAAUGGUCAUGCUUGGUUGUAACUUGAAGCGAGAUCGAACGAACUAUUUAUCUAGUUAUAUAGCAGAUAUUGAGGAUAAAAAGGAACAACAAGUUAGUUGUUUGCAAUUAAAAGGGUUUUUCUCAUCUAAUGAUGUAAAACAGAUCAUUGAAAAGACUAUAAACGCAUCUACUUGUUUAGACGAUCAAUGGACAGCAAUAUACGUACAAAGUUUUUCAGAUUGUCCUGUUGCUUGGGGCGAAGAAGAACACCAUUAUUACACAAACGGAGACAACGGAUAUGUAUUAGUUUUUAAUAAAAAUGGAAGUUUAGUUUAUACACACAAGUGCUCUAGAAAAAGAUAUAAAUAAAGAGAAUAACAAAAUUUAA